CGAUGACGGCAUUGGGGGCCAUUCCUGCCUUACAGUUGCAGGUACAAGCACGUCUAUUGUUGGUAGUCUACUCGGUGCGCCUAAACGACUCCCGAAAAGACGUUCUGGUACGUCAAUUGAACCAGCCAGUCACAGCACGUUCUUUUUGGACGGAAUGCAAAGAUGCUCCCCUCGAAUCACCUCCAUCGACUCUCCAACCUACUUAAACCGCCAUGCAAGAACAGGACUUAGCAGCAGGCCGCAGGAGAAGCAGAAGUCGAAGCAGGGACCGGAGCCGCAGCAGCAUUAGAAGCAGAAGCAGGGACAGGGACUCUCGUUAUCCCUCCAGCCGUCAUGAUGGCUCAGAAACCAGCAGCAGGAGUCGAGGAGGAAGUCAAAGCCCGCACCGCGAGCACAACUCCUAUAAGGGCUCCAGCUCAGACAAGUCGCCUCAUAGACUACAGCGCGAAAGAGAGCGGGAUAGGGAGUGGGAUAGGGAUAAAGACAGAGUCAGAGAAAGAGACAGGGACAGAGAUGCUGGUUAUGAGGCGAGAUCCUCGGACAGAGACUACCCCAGCCGGUCUGAUAGAAACCAGCAUAGAGGCUGGCAGUCUAGCUCGGGUCACGACAGUAAUGGACGCCAACGCCAACAGUCAAACUGGCGCAGAGGCGAGAACGAUCGCGCGCAAGGAGAUCCGCAACUUGAAAUCAUCUUGCAGGGAUUGCCCCCGAAUUGUCAGGAGGACGAUAUUCGAGCCAUUAUUGAGCAGGAUGACAUUGGGCUGGAGGCCGUUCGAUUGGCUCGCGAUCGACGCACCGGUGAAUCAAGGGGAUUUGGCUUCUUAAAGUUCCUUACGCUGCAACAUGCGCAGGAUUUCAUGAAGAAGGUCUCGCCUUCGGUCAAAAUCGGCCAGAAUUUGGUCAGAGUUGCGUACAGUAACAACCCCAGCGGUUCACGAGACAUACAGCGUCGUUGCCCUGAGUGUGGAAUGAACGAUGGUCAUCAUGAGAGCUGCCAUCAGUUUUUGUCAAGCGCGCAAGGCGGCAGCCAAUUCGAUGAUCAAACCUGGAGAGGCCAAGCGGCCGCAGCAGGGUCCCAUGUAGAUUUCCAAAACCAGCACCACAGGGCGUAUCCUUCCCAGGCAUAUCCUCUCAAUUAUCCCGCCCAACAGCCUGUUCUGAACACAGGCGAGCGCGAUGUCGGAUCAGUCCCCAACUCCAUCCUGGUUGUGACCAACUUACCGCCCAUGGUCAAUGAGUCUGGGAUCUGGAACGCUUUGUCAUUGUUGGGACCCCUUGUCCGGAUUAUGCUGGCUAAAGACAGGCAAUCUCGGAUCAGCUGGGGCUUCUGCUUUGCGGAAUACUCUGAUGUUGCGAGCGCCACGCGUGCUUUGGAAAAGUCGAACUCUGAUAACUUCACAAUUCAAACCAAGCCAGUCGAGGUUCAUUAUGCUCAUCAUGGAUCAUUUAUCCCGGCCUAUGCCCCAACACAAUGGACUAUCACAUUGGGAGAUGAAGGCAAACUGGCUAUCUAUUGGGAUGAACAGGCGUUCCUCUCAGUCUAUGUGAACCCGUCAGCAGCGACAGCAACUGCAUCCAAGCGAGCAGCCGUAUAUGUGGCUGAGAAAGCGCCUCCAAAACCAACCCCCACAGACGAACUGGACGCAUUUUAUGCUGCCAUGGGUAAUGUGCUAAACUCAGGACCAGUAUCUGGAGCGGAUGCCUCAGUUUUCUCAGUCCCUACCACAAAAGUCACACCAGCACCAACACCCACACCAGCACUAGCGCCGGUACCUGUGAUUCAGGAUCUGCCUACUUUACCUACGACAGCAAAGAUGGAUAAGGUUCAACUUGCGGGUAUUGCUGCUGCACAGGCAGCAGAGCAGCUCGCAAAGGUCGAAGAAAAGAAGCGCAAAGCUGGACAGUCCUCUAUCGGGAUCGGAGGCGGAGGAAAGAAGGUAUCGAUACAACUGCAGAAGUGGUCGAAUAAGCAAGUAGAGCUGCAAUCAAGCGAGGUGACUUCUCAAGCACCAGAGCCAGAGCCGGUCAAAGCAACAGUGCAAACUACUAGGCCACUGGAUGAGCAAAAUCCGAGUUAUGAGCCCGAUGAACUACUGGAUUUUGUCUUGACCGCGUGUCUGCUCUGUCAGCGUCGACUGAAGAGUGUUGAAGACCUACGCAAACACCAAGCUCUCUCUGAACUGCACAAGAAGAACCUUCAGGAUCCUCAGGCAAUCCAGGCAGCGCUGAAGAAGAGCAGAGGAGCAUCGUCGUCCAGCGCACAACAGCAAGAAACAUCAACUAAAAGCUCUACAUCAAGUGCAGUAAGCAGCUUUUCUGUGAAUGUAUUGCCGCAAAAGACAGAGGAGGAGCCAAAGUAUCGCGACCGAGCUGCUGAGAGAAGACAAAUCUUUGGCCAACCUGAUUAUCCAUUACCGCCUACACCCGCUGGCAGAGAGUACGGCGGACGUGGUGGUGCAGGUCGAUAUGUCGGUCAUGACAAAGGCGGUUAUGGGGACCAUGAAAUGAUUAUACCAGAGCAACCGACCAAGGAUGGUAUCAAGGAGGACAACAUUGGCAACCGGCUGUUGAAAUCCAUGGGGUGGAAGGAAGGCCAGGGCUUGGGUAAGGAUGGUGAAGGAAUCAAGGCGCCAAUUGAGGCGAGUGGAUACUCCAAAGGUGUCGGUAUCGGGGCAGGGCUCGUUCGCAAAGCUGACGGCGCCAACGAGAUCAGAGGGCCGCUAGGCAACUAUGCAGAAUCCGCAAAGGAGCUGGCUAGGCGACGGUACGAGCAAUCGCAGUGAAACAAGAGCUGUGGACGAAAAGGAGCAUCUGCCGGGACGACUUCGAUGAGUUGCACAAUUUUAGGUAGAAAACAAUAAAAGGGUCGUGCACCGCUAUCUCCU
Messenger RNA from Gamsiella multidivaricata, 2885 nucleotides. RefSeq lists its product as uncharacterized. The transcript is spliced from 9 exons. Gene Ontology annotation, cellular component: nucleus. Gene Ontology annotation, biological process: mRNA splicing, via spliceosome. Gene Ontology annotation, molecular function: RNA binding. The record is from RefSeq and is a predicted model, not a curated record. The coding region runs from base 213 to 2783 and encodes 856 amino acids. Lineage: Eukaryota; Fungi; Mortierellomycota; Mortierellomycetes; Mortierellales; Mortierellaceae.